GAUUACUCUGGUUCUUUGGAGCAGCAACUACAAGACACACAAUGCAGGCCAGCUCUUCUGGAGCUCGUCUAUGGCUCGACAUUGUUGCCAUUGUGCCCCGUUUCUUUCUUUCUUUCCUUUUUUUUUUUUUUUUGCUGGUCCUUUGUGUUUUUAUUUACAACAUUCUCUCUUUCUCUUCUCUCGUCCUACAUUACCCAGAUCCACCGAGAGUCGGCCCCGCUUUCAUUGGCCUGUCUCCACUUUCCCUCUCAGCCACCGCCGUCUGGUGGGAUCUGCGCACAAAGAGCGCGCAGCCAAUCACAGGCGCCCUCUGAUAAAUCUCGGCCAAUGCCCGCGGCUCUCUUAUUUACAUAGAGACGUGGCGAGCCAAUCGGGAGUCGGCACAGGAGAGGAUUUUGACCCCUCUACCCAAUGGCUGCGUGAGGUAUAGAGUUUUGGGGAGUGCAUAUAAUCAACAUAUUAUCGAAGGUGCUUAGAUAUUGAUCCUGUAUUUCGAGGUAGUUCAAAUUCGCCUCUCUUGGACCUUCGGGUUUGACCUUAAUUUUUUUCCCCAGCCCGGUGGAGAGUAAAAAUCACGCGUAAAAAUGCCGAAGAGAAAGUCUCCAGAGGGUCCUGAGGGCAAGGAGGCCUCCAAAGUCACAAAACAAGAGAAGCCUGCUCCUCCCAGGGCUGAGGUCAAGCCCAAGAAGGCCAUUGUCAAGAAGGUGGCAGAUGAUAAGGGGAUGAAGGCGAAGAAGGCCGGCCCCAAGGGGAAGAAGGAUGACGGCCCCGCCCAGAACGGAGAGACCAAGACCAAUGAGAUCUACGUGUCUCGUCCGUCUGUCAGUGUGUCCUCCAUCAGAAACACCGCUCCCUCCUUGAUGUCAGUGAGAGGGCAGAGUGAGACAGUCAGAGUUAAGGGUAACUGAAGCGGCGGAGGAGGCGACUGAGGAGAAGGCGUAAAGACCGGGGUGCGUCCACCGACCCGCCCCCCUCUGACUCCAUGGCAGCAAAGCAUCUUUUUUUACUGACGAUUUUUGUACCAUGCUGAAUUUUUUUUAGACUUGUGAUAGUAGAGACGGACAACCAGCAGCCCCCGAUACGUUCACAAUCCUUACGGCUCCUCUACCUACAGUAUGUUUUUGCUUCGAUUCUCCUCCCUCCUCCAUUCGGUGUCACCACACGCCUCUCAGAAAACAGCAGCGAAGAAGACAGAAUGAAGUGUUUUUAUCAGACGGCUGCAGAUGUUCUUCAUCCCGCCUGAAGGGGGCCGAAAACACGACUGUUAUGAUCUCUAAAACCAGCUCUGCCUAUAUUUGUAGUCUCUACAUUUGACGAUCAUUAUUAUUAUUAUUAUUAUUAUUGGCACUCUGACUACUUUCCCCCCUGACGGUUAUGGUGAGGAUUUGUGGAUGUGUAACAACAGUUUGGACGCUAGAGAUUACAAGAAGUUUCAUAGUCGCCAAGGAGAACAUCUGCAACGUUUUUAAAAGAAAAAAAAAGAAGACGACAUUAGUUUUUAGAGUCACUACUACUGUGUUUCACAUAGCUCCUUUUGUAUAUGUGUGCUGGAGUGAAUGUGUUUGUGAGUCUCUGUGUUUGACUUAGUUCACUUUGUCCCCCCACCCCCCUGUCCCAUCCUUUAUUUUUCUUUUCUUUUUCUUUUCUUUUUUUUUCCCACCCUCUGAACGCCUUGUCCUGCAGCAGAGUGACAUAGCAAUAAUGAGUGGUGCUUCUGUUCUAGAUGGCUCUAUUGGCUUUGGGCUCUCUGGCCUUCUUUGAGUUUCAUCCUGUUGGGAGAAUAUUUUGAAAUAAAAGAAAAAGUAGAUGUCACA
Molecule: messenger RNA, 1814 nt
Organism: Acanthopagrus latus (yellowfin seabream)
Lineage: Eukaryota; Metazoa; Chordata; Actinopteri; Spariformes; Sparidae
Gene: hmgn3
Product: high mobility group nucleosomal binding domain 3
Exons: 6
Coding region: 585-908 (107 amino acids)
Biological process (GO): chromatin organization
Cellular component (GO): chromatin; nucleus
Molecular function (GO): nucleosomal DNA binding
Source: RefSeq, a predicted model, not a curated record